CGCCUUUCUUACGGGCAAAUUCAGCACACCUGUCUGUCUAGUGUAUUAGACUGGAAGGGGGGGGAAGCUCCUUAAAUGAAUUGCUCCGUUUCGGUAGUUUAAGAUUUGGUUCCCCCGGGUUGCAGAAGAACUGGAUUUUAUUUCCCUAAACCACAUUCCCACGACCCAUGGGUUUUGCUAUGAAGCAUCCUCUGGUGUUUUAAUAGGUGAUAUUCGAUGGAAAGGAGUCGAAUGCAAAGUCGAACUGUUCACAUUCCUAGUCGUAGUCUGUAAUCUACGCUAUAUACAUGGGCUGCAGAGCUCAGAACGGGGUGAUUUUCCACGGUUUUGUUUAUGAAACGCCACAAUAGAACAUUCAUUUACAUAAUUAAAAUAUUGAGCAUAUUUCAUGAUGCUUUAAAUGUUGCAAAGUGAAUUAAGUCCUUGGGACCAGGGGCGCAGAUGGCGGGGGACUCUGCUCCGUUCCACCCACUUUGGAAGGGAAAAAAACUUAAAUAAGUGUGGCAUUUAUAAAUUGGGUUGGAUUGCUAAAUGUUUGAACUCAUCAAACUGUCGACCAUCACGAACUACUCAUAGGACGUAGUUGCUGCAGGUGGGAGUCCCCUCACAGGCGCGCGCGAGAUCCCUGUGCUACACCUACUGUUUCCCUUUAUCCCCUUUGUACUGUAGGUAUACAGUAAAACGCACGCACUCCUAUUAGUCUAUACAUAGCUUUAAGAUUUUCCAUUUCCACGAUGACCUACCGAUUUAACGAAGGAAAAGUAACUCGAACACUGAUGGCACUUUCUAAAACAUUUUUGAAAAACAUCUACACUGUAUAUCAGUAUUUGCAGAAUUUAUGCAUUGUGUUUAUGUUUCACCCAUGCGGGUUUUGGGCCCUGGGCAAUUUGUGGUGGAUGCAGUUUUUCUCACACAGAGUAAAGCGGUAUGCAACACAGAAAAACAAAUUGGAAUAAACCAAAAACAUAUCAUAGUGUUCUUUCAAAUAGCAAGCGGUGUAAGUAGACUUAAUAUCUAUACCAAGCCUAUGUUGGAUGCUGUUGUUAACCUACUUUUCAUCUCAGGCUAAUUCAUAUUGUUACAGCAAAGCUAACGAUUUCAUCUAAAUCUUACGUAACAUGAAAUUAUGUCUAUUAGAAUAAAGCAGUAAACCUAUGAACGCAUCUAAUAUGUAACAUUACAUAUGCUGGGGCUCAGUACACAAACUUAAAUCUGCAGCACAUUGUAGAGACGGUUGUUUGCUGUUUAGGCUGCUGUCCAUUUGUGGCUGACUGGCAAAUCCACACCAGACAGGACAUUAACAGUGUAUGUAUGUCGGCCAGUGUCAAUCAAAAUGUUUAGUGUAUCGAACCGUUAGCCCAAAUCUCGUCGAUUGCCUCAUGAAGCACGCCUGGGUAAGUUUAGAAGUUGAGACCUUUUGCUUCCUGUUCCCAAAUCUCUCCCUCCACUUCACCUGCCGGGGAAAAUUUCUGUAUAGCGUGAGAUGAGCGGGAUCUAAAAAUAUACUUCAGUAGAAGUGGAAAUCAAAUAUAUUUUAAUAUUUACAAUGAACCUGUUGAACAAAAACAACUCAAAGUCAAUGCCCUCAUGCUGAAAGCUGUUAAAAAUCCAUUAUUAUUUUUUUUUUGCCAAAAAAUCCAUUAAAUACUUGUAGCACUUGCCCUUACUUAUAACGAAAAAUACUUUUGAAUGGUUUUCGUGGCAGUGUAUUGAAAUAAGGGCCUUUUGAACAUGGCUUGAAAUGCAUUAUGGAUAAAUGCCAGCGAACGUGUACACAGUGGCUGCUUCCACCUAUGAGAAUUUGCGCGUUGACUUCAUUUUAAGUCACGCUAGUCACUUUUUUUUUAUCCUCGUCGUGUUGGUUCUCUGCGAAACCCCCAGGGGGCGCUGUUAGUUUACUUAUGCGAGCGGUCCCAGCGUUGUAACUUAAAAUCGAUGUGAACACCCAGGCAGCUAAAACGCGUGUUAAUCGCAUGCGCAUCUCCUGCUGUCCACUUCACAAGAGCGACACUUGGCUUGUGAUUUUAUCCCACUCGUACGUGGACGAGAUUGACGGCUUUGCCAAAUCAGUCAGUCGUGUCAUUUUCAAAAUUAACCCCCAUCUUCCGAUGCAGGCAUGUGGGUAGCAGCGGUGUUGAACCAAUGUCGAACCUCUACAAGUGCAGCUAAAUUUGGGGAUCAUACGUCGUGCCCAAAUCCGUUAUGCUCCUUAUAUCCCAUACACACAGCAUGACUUUUCAAAAAUACAAAACACCUUUAAAGGCAUUGUCAUGGGACUUAAAUGCUGUAAAAAUAGUCAAACCAUUUUUAAAUGUUACAUCCCCUGUAAUAUGAUCCUAUGUGAAAAAUGGCUGGCUUGGGACAUAGAUGGACUGCAUUAUAAAGGAAAAUUGUAAAGGAUUUACCUGCGUGAGCCGGGAGUUUACAGAUAGAUUUAUGCUUUGACUUUUCUGCUCUGCUAGUGUUUUAGCACCAGGGACAGUUAUUUUAAUGGAACUAAUUUUGCAAAGCUCUCACACAGUUGCAUUUAUUUAUUUAAAGGCUGCUUUUAUCCAACGCAGUAUGCAGCUGAACAUCAGAGAGCAGAGUCAGCCAAUCCCUGGGCCAAUUGGCGUUAAGGGCCUUGCUCAAGGGCGACACAGCGAUAAGGUCACUCUGCCAUCGGGUAUGAACCCAGAACCAUGUAGACAUGGGCACAGAGCUGCCCGCAGGUGAGAUGUGCGCAGGUGAGAUGUGCGCCAUCCAGGUCCUGAAGCAUUGUUCAGUGAACUUGUACACAAUGGAAACGCCACUUGCCGAUCAUUUUCAGGGGGCAUGAAAUUCUACUAUCUGUUACUGUCCAGUAUACAGUAGUUUGCUUAUGCUAGAUGAUGUUUUUUUGCUCUUAAAGGCAGGUUCCUCUUUUGGGUCUUUUGUAAUGAUCGAAAUGAUAAUCGCUCUAGAAGAGACUUUUGCAGUUUCAAGUGGGAUAUGAGUCUGUUGCAAGGCGCAUGUACACACACAGUCAGAGCCUUUAGGCAAUGUAGACCAUGCUAAUCAGCCUAACUGCAUGUCUUUGGGGCUGCAGGACGAAGCUGCAGGAGCCCUUUAGGCAUCUGAGGAAAUUGAGAUGUUGGUGAAACUUCUGGAUGUUGCAACCGAAGGGAACUGAAGUAACAUUGAGGUGGCGUCCACUGUAGACCCAUAGAAUGAAUGCAUAUAAAACACUUAACUCCGUGUCAGUGUUGUAUUCGGUCUCGGCAGAAUCACUGGGAAUCCUUUAUGAUCCAUCCUUUAGUGAAAGCUGCAGUCUUGCAAACGGUAUCUGUGGCAAUGUGAUGUGCUGAAUGUGAACAGUGAGCACAAAAGUGCAAAAUGUUAAGCUUUUAAUGGUCUCAACAGCAAGUAACCGGAAGAUAUUUCGGAAGAUUUUGUAAACCCGAACAUCUUCUCAUGAUUUUAUCUUUGCAUCCAAGAAGGCCAUCACAUGUUGGUGUCAGUAUAAAGGUCAUCGCUCUCAGAAAGUUCGCAUCCCUUGGAAGUGACUGCUGAUCCCAGACCAUGAAGGGACUCCUGGUCAUCGCCGCCUUCUUCAUUGUGGCCCAGAGCGCGAAGCUGUUUGCGGGAGACCAAGUACUCAGAAUCAAUGCAGAGUCGGAGGAGCAUAUUCACCUUCUACAGGCCCUGGAGAAGCAGGAAAGCAUUGAGCUGGACUUCUGGCUUUCUCCCGUCUCCUCUGAUCUGCCCAUUGACGUCCGAGUUCCUUUCGCCAGCCUGCCGGCAGUCAAAGUUUUCCUGGAAUCAAACAACAUCCCUCACUAUGUAAUGAUCAAAGACGUGCAGGAACUGCUGGAAGAGGAGAGAGCCAACAUGAAGGCCAGCAGAUUAAGGGAGAGCAGAGCUAAGAGUUUCGAUUUUGGGGCUUAUCACACACUGGACGAGAUCUACAGCUGGAUGGACAGCCUGGUCGCUGGCCAUCCUCGUCUAGUCACCAAGGUGCCAAUUGGGUACUCCUAUGAGAAACGCCCCAUGUAUGCUCUGAAGUUCAGUACGGGUGGAAGCAAGCGUCCGGCCAUCUGGAUCGACGCUGGGAUCCAUGCCAGGGAGUGGGUGUCCCCAGCCACAGCUGUCUGGACAGCCAAUAAGAUCGCAGCUGACUAUGGCCACGAUGCUUCAGUUACAUCCCUCUUGGACAGCAUGGACAUUUACCUGUUGAUUGUGACCAACCCUGAUGGCUACGUCUUCACUCACACCAACUUCCAGAACCGCAUGUGGCGUAAAACCCGCUCCGUGAUCCCUGGCUCUACGUGCCGUGGUGUAGACCCCAACCGCAACUGGGAUGCUGGUUUUGGAGGUCCUGGAGCCAGUGGAGAUCCCUGCUCGGAGUCCUACCACGGCCCGCGGGCGGAGUCAGAGGUGGAGGUCCGCAACGUGGUGGAGCUCAUUAAGAGCCAAGGGAACUUCAAGAGCUUCAUCUCAAUCCACUCCUACUCCCAGCUGCUCAUGUACCCUUAUGGCUAUAAAUGUGCUGAUGCCGCGGACUCCGUUGAAUUGGACUCCGUGGCCCAGUCCGCGGCCCGGGCACUCAGCUCUGUGUACGGCACCAGCUACCGUGUCGGGAGCAUUUGUAAGAUCAUAUAUCAAGCUAGUGGGGGCAGCAUUGAUUGGUCAUACAACUAUGGCAUCAAAUACUCCUUUGCUUUCGAGCUACGCGACACGGGCCGCUACGGCUUUCUGCUGCCGGCCAAUCAGAUCGUCCCCACAGCCACAGAAACUUGGCAGGCUCUGAAGCAUAUCAUGGAGUAUGUUCGCACCCACUCUUUCUGAGGAUCUGAGCCGGGCUGUCCAGAAUCACCAACCUUCAGAUCCUGCUCCUCUUUCCUGUCUCAUGUCGACUGUCUUACAUCAACCAGAAAUGGACUGAUGUAAAAGACCUGAAAGGGAAUGUAACAUUUCUGAAGGUUACCAUUACAGGUCAUAUAAUAAAGCAAAUAAAAACCAG
Messenger RNA from Paramormyrops kingsleyae, 4981 nucleotides. RefSeq names its product carboxypeptidase A2-like. Gene Ontology annotation, molecular function: zinc ion binding; metallocarboxypeptidase activity. The record is from RefSeq and is a predicted model, not a curated record. Gene Ontology annotation, biological process: proteolysis. NCBI's taxonomy places the organism in Eukaryota, Metazoa, Chordata, Actinopteri, Osteoglossiformes, Mormyridae.